Brassica oleracea var. oleracea is the source of this 723-nucleotide messenger RNA. Its product is annotated as WD repeat-containing protein 43-like. The transcript is spliced from 6 exons. Gene Ontology annotation, cellular component: nucleolus. Lineage: Eukaryota; Viridiplantae; Streptophyta; Magnoliopsida; Brassicales; Brassicaceae. Gene Ontology annotation, biological process: maturation of SSU-rRNA from tricistronic rRNA transcript (SSU-rRNA, 5.8S rRNA, LSU-rRNA). The coding region runs from base 1 to 723 and encodes 240 amino acids. The record is from RefSeq and is a predicted model, not a curated record.
AUGGCCAAAGAGAAACCGAAUCAUAUUCUCACCUCCGAUGGAGAUGUAGGUGUUGAUGAAGAUAGAGAUGGAGUGUUAGUAGACGACGCUCACAACGAGCCGACGUUAGGUGAUAAACUCGAUAGUAGUCUUAACUUAUUAGGCCGAUGGAAACUUAGCAGUAAUAGUGAUUCUGCUCCGGGAGAUGAUAAGCCUCCGACCGCAGCCUCAGUUAACGUUAUGUUGAGACAAGCGUUGCACGCAGAUGAUCGGUCUCUUCUACUUGAUUGCUUGUAUAAUAGAGAUGAACAGGUGAUUGCUAACUCGGUUGCUAAGUUGAAUUCAGCUGAAGUACUCGAGCUUCUAAACUAUCUUCUGCCAAUACUACAAUCAAGGGGUGCGGUUUUAGCUUGUGCGGUUCCGUGGAUAAAGUGUCUGUUACUUACUCAUUCCAGUGGGAUUAUGUCUCAAGAGUCAUCUUUGCUCGCAUUAAACUCCAUGUAUCAGCUCAUUGAAUCACGAGUGUCUACUCUUCACACAGCUGUAGAAGUUUCAAGCUGCUUGGACUUGAUUGUGGAUGAAGAAGAAGAAGAAGAGGAUGCAGGUCCCGUGAUCUAUGAGGCCAAGGACCGUGAUGAAGAAGAAGGGGGAGGAACAGAGGAAGCAAUGGAGACAGAUGAAGAAGCAGACGAAUCAGCUGAUGGUGUCAAUGAUUUUGAAGAUUUUGAUGACAUGAGCGACUGA